Messenger RNA from Parasteatoda tepidariorum (common house spider), 4248 nucleotides. RefSeq names its product WD repeat-containing protein 62. Gene Ontology annotation, biological process: centriole replication. Lineage: Eukaryota; Metazoa; Arthropoda; Arachnida; Araneae; Theridiidae. Gene Ontology annotation, cellular component: mitotic spindle. The record is from RefSeq and is a predicted model, not a curated record. Gene Ontology annotation, molecular function: protein binding.
UCACAGCGUAGGGGUGAUCUGUCAGUCGUUCAAACAACUCCGAUCCAACGAUUCCGAAUUAUUUCGAAUAUUAUACCGAUUUGGAGAUGGAGAGAGAGGAUGUUUCCCCGAACAGUACCGUCAAAAAGGUAGAAUUACAGCAUGUAUUGGGAAUAACAGCCAGCAACAAUUCAGCCAUAGACAGCGAUCCUCAAACAGGAACAGUAGCUUAUCCUGCUGGAUGCGUAGUUGUUUUGUACAAUACACGAAAAAAUAAACAACGCCACCUCGUAUCAGAUGCUAAAAAAAACAUCACAACAUUAUCAUUUUCCUGGGAUGGAAAAUACUUGGCGACUGGAGAGUGUGGUGCUGUGUCCCAUGUCAGAAUAUGGGAUGUUCAAAAAUUUACGCAGAUUGCUGAUUUAUCAGGCCACAAACAUGGGAUCAAUUGUGUGGCAUUUUCCCCUAACAUGAAAUAUGUAGUUUCAAUAGGUUCACAACAUGACAUGGUAGUGAAUGUGUGGGACUGGAGGAAUAAACAAAAAGUAGCUUCCAAUAAAGUGUCUUGUAAAGUGAAAGCGCUUUCUUUUGCUGCUGGUGGAAAUUAUUUUGUAACCGUUGGCAACAACCAUGUCAAAUUUUGGUACCUGGAAUACUCUCGCUCGACAAAAUAUAAACUAGAACCUGUACCUCUAAUGGGUCGAUCAGCCAUAUUAGGAGACCAAAGGAAUAAUUAUUUCUGCGAUGUAGCAUGUGGGAGAGGUGAAUCUGCUGACAGUACUUUUGCGGUCACUAAAUCUGGUCUUUUAUGCGAGUUCAAUAGUCGCCGCCUUCUUGACAAGUGGGUGGAGUUACGAGCUUCAGUGGCAUACAGUAUUACAGUAGGAGAGAAUUUCAUUUUCAUUGGCUGUUCUGACGGUAUUGUGAGGUGCUUUAGUCCAGUUGAUCUUCAUUUCAUUUGUACAUUGCCAAGAAUUCACUACUUAGGCGUGGAUGUUGCUAAAGGUCUCACUGGAAGACAAGUAUCGAGUCACCCAGCUGGUUCCAAGUACCCAGAUGUCAUUGCUGUCACAUUUGACGAAAUGAACAAAAAGGUAACAUGUGUGCAUAAUGACCACAGUUUAUAUGUUUGGGAUGUUAAAGAUAUCAAGAAAAUCGGAAAAUCACAUUCCUUUCUCUACCAUAGUGCCUGUAUUUGGGGAGUUGAAACUUAUCCAGACCUUCCGGACGAUACAAACCUUCCAGGCGGGACUUUUUUCACGUGUGCCAGUGACGACACGAUUAGAAUUUGGAAUCUGGACCACAAAAUGUUCCAAAAUAGUGCCUUAAAGCGAAAUAUCUAUUGUUAUGAAUUGUUGAAAAUUUUGUACACCGAUCCUAACUAUGUGUUCUUAUGUGAUAUUGAUCUCCUUCCAGCUAACGCCAAUGAAAAACUCGCCAAUUCUUACGACGGUAAAAAUGGAGUUAGAUGUUUAAAAAUUCGACCUGAUGGCCAACACUUAGCUUCAGGUGAUAGAUCUGGUAACAUACGGGUAUACGACUUAAAGUAUUUAGAGCUUCUUUGUAAAAUAGAAGCCCAUGAUGCUGAAGUCCUUUGCUUGGAAUACUCAAAUUCGAAAACAGACCCAGGACAACUCUUGUCUUCCGCAAGUCGUGAUAGGUUAGUUCACAUCUUUGAUGCCCAAAAAAAUUAUUCUUUUGCACAAACAUUGGAUGACCACACAUCAUCAGUGACAGCUGCCAAAUUCGUCCGCUGCGGCAAGGAACUAUUUUUUGUCUCUUGCGGAGCUGAUAAAUCAGUGAUUAUUCGGAAAAUGUUAUGGGUGGCUAUUGAUUCCACGGGAACGUAUGUUGCCACCAGCUCAACGGAUAAAACUAUAUAUGUGUAUGACUAUUUGACUGGUCAGUGUGUUGCAUCAAUGGCGGGACAUUCGGAACUAGUUACGGGCUUGAAAUUUAUGCCAUCCGGGAAGCACCUUAUUUCUGUUUCAGGAGACGGGUGUAUCUUUGUAUGGAAACUUACUUUACAAUCUUCUAAGUUGCUGAACAAAGCUGGAGAAACCAUUAAUCUUCCCAUAUCAUCGGGUAUUUGGCAAGACUCAAAAAAAAAUUCUGUUGCUGUUACCAAGCCUUUACAGAGUAAUAACAUUCCUAACGACAACAAGGGACCUACACUAGAUUUUGGGGAUGGUCCUUUGCCAUCAUGGGCAAAAAAACAGAUAUCGGAUGAUUGGAAGAACUCUGGUCAAACAUCACCAACUCCUCCACAGCCAAGAGGUAGAUGGGCACAGAGGCUGGAAGGUCAAGCUUUAAUUGUAAAAUCAUAUUCUUACACGGAUUCUGUCAUACCUAUACCGCCAUCUAUAGCUGAAAAAAAUGCAGAGGCCACUUUUACAUAUUCAGAAACUGAAGCAUUUAGUUUAAAGAAUGAUAUCACUCAAACCAAGCAGAUCUCUAUUAGUCGGACGAGCGUAAUCAAGAGUGCAUCUGAAGGCAGAGUCCGGCAUCCUACUGAUUCGAGCACUGCCAGUAGUAAUAAGAUGGAAGAUGGAGAUGCAGAAGAUGAGAGAUCAGACAGCGGAACGGCAGACACAAGUGAGAUUGUUUACUAUCCAGAAGGAAACAACUCUGACUUCAAAGACAGCUCCUUCCAAAUCAAUGCUACUCGUGAAGAAAAGCGCUUUUCUAAAUCCAAAUCAAAUCUUUCAAGAUCUUCCUCUUCAUAUUGCAUGGCAGAUAAAGUGGAUACGGGAAGCGAUGAUGAUUCAGGAACUCCUGGAGAUGCGGAACCUUCAUUUCCCAAUACUUUCAAUAUGAGUACGGAAAACCUUGAUAAACUCGGAUUGAGAGAAAGAUUCAUGCUUGACAAUUAUGAGAACAUGGACAAAUCUCAGAGCGAAGACGCUGGUAGUCAUCGUAGCCGAUACAGUUUAUCCUCAAAGUAUCACACCACAUCAGGACCAGUCAACAGAGAUGUGAAGUCUAAUACUCUAGGAAGAAGAACAAAUGUGAUGUCUUCUAAAAAGAGAGAAGAACUUACAAGAGCUUUAAAUGAUGCCAGAAAAAAACUUGAAACUCUUGGUUUCAAAGGCGGUUUGAGUUCGAGCAAAAGUGUUGGCGACUUAAGCAAUGCUGGAGAUCCAGUUGACAUCUUUGAAAAGCCAAGAAUUCAAGCACAGAGUAACUUAGUAGACAUGAGAAGAAGUACGUCAUUUGGUGAUAUUAGAUCUGGUGGCCUACCUAGGCGGCGCCUACCAUACACUCCACAGCCCGGAGGCCAAAGUGCUCCAUUAUGGGAGCAAGCCAAAACAAUUCGAUUCGAAGAUGAAUCACCCCCUACCGAUUCAACGCCAAAACCUAAAACUUCACUAUCCACUUCAAAUCUUAAAUUAAGUGCCAGUUCAACGAACAUAAACUCGCCAAAUUUAACUUCCCCUCCACAAAGAACUCAACCCGCUGGAAUCCUCUCCACGCGGGACAUACCACCAGAGUCCAGCCAAAUGUUGCCAUUAAAUAAAUCAAUGUCUAGUUUAAAUCUGAGUAUGAUGUCUUCGGGCCGGGAAAAAACAACCGGCACCAGAAGGUUGUCAUUAGUUGGAAUGAACAGACGUUCGAACUAUUCAGAUUCAUCAUCAUCCGAAGCUUCGCCAACAGACACUAAAUCAAACACUUUGGUGCCACGUGGUAUUGUAGCUAGGCGAAUGAAAGCCUUCUGUGCUGAACAGACUGGACGAUCGCAAAUUGUUGACAGUGCCAGGAAACAAAAAUCCAAAGGGGAAAGAGAGCCAUCUAAAUCAAAAAGUGAAUGGGAUCUGCGAAAACUUAACGAUGAGCCACUGUCACCAAAAUAUAGUGAUCAUAAUCAAGACAUUAUAUCAUCGCCAACCAUAAAGAAAACUCCAUUGAAAUUUGGAAAAGAACAAAAUAAGCCUGACUAUGAUCAACUAGAAGUUAGCCCAAACGACCUGCCUGUAAAAGAUGGAAACCCAUCUGUUGCCAGCAACUAUUUAGAUCUCAACUCAACACCACUGACAAAAGAACUUUGUGAAAAAGUAUCAGAUGAUUUGAAAAAAGUAACAUCGUUCGCUGUACAGCUAUUUCAGAGGGUAAGUAAAUAUUAUAAAUCAGUAAUUUUAACACUUUUGCUGCUGAUUCUAGUGAGAGGACGAGUUUCUACUUUAGUGACACUGUCACUCGCAAGUGUGAUUUAUUAUAAUAUGUCGAAUGAAAUGUUUAAUCAUGUACUGCCCAAAAUUACUCAAAAUGACU